Wyeomyia smithii (pitcher-plant mosquito) is the source of this 2104-nucleotide messenger RNA. It is a transcript of the gene Gk1, whose product is annotated as glycerol kinase. Gene Ontology annotation, biological process: glycerol-3-phosphate biosynthetic process; triglyceride metabolic process; glycerol metabolic process. Gene Ontology annotation, cellular component: mitochondrion. The record is from RefSeq and is a predicted model, not a curated record. The transcript has 3 exons. Gene Ontology annotation, molecular function: glycerol kinase activity. Bases 284 to 1837 code for a protein of 517 amino acids. Lineage: Eukaryota; Metazoa; Arthropoda; Insecta; Diptera; Culicidae.
AUACUUUAUUGUUUCUUAUCAAUAUUAUCAAUUUGUCGUGUCAAGCUUGGUGUGCUAAAACUUUUCUCUCUUAAGAUUUCUGUGUUAUAAAAUUGUUGAAGCGAAAUAAAUCCUAAUGUAAUACAUCAAGUCAAACCAGAUAAGAUAAAAAAUAAACAUAAGCCAACGACUGCACAACGGCAGUGUACUAGAGGACGGCCAAUAUCAAAGUUCGUUGUUCUAUAGAUGAGAUAAUACUGAUUUCACGAAACCAUUCUUACAAAAAAAAAAAAAAAAUUUAAUAAUGUCACGCAGUAAAAAAUUUGGAGAUUUAGUCGGAUCCAUCGACGAAGGUACCAGUUCGGCAAGGUUUAUUUUGUUCCGCGCAGAGACUACUGAAAUCGUAUGUUUUCACCAGAAAGAGUUACGUCAGAUAUAUCCUCAAGAAGGAUGGGUUGAACAAGACCCUAAAGAAAUUCUAGCCGUCGUUUUGGAAUGCAUCGAAAAAACCCUCGAGAAACUCCAGCAGCUUGGCGGAAGUUUGGAAGAUAUAGUAGGAGUUGGUGUAACCAACCAACGUGAAACAACAAUAGUCUGGGACAAAACCACUGGUGAACCAUUGUAUAACGCUGUUGUUUGGCUUGAUAUGCGAACAUCUUCAACAGUCGAUCAACUGCUAGAAACUGUACCGAAUAAAACGCGGAAUAAGAAUUAUUUGAAACCACUUUGUGGACUGCCGUUAUCACCUUAUUUUUCAGCUGUAAAGCUUCGCUGGUUGAUUGAUAAUGUACCAAAGGUUAAAAUAGCUAUUAGAAACAAAACCUGCCUUUUUGGAACGGUGGAUACGUGGCUAAUAUGGAACUUGACCGGCGGUCCGCAUGAUGGUGUUCAUGUUACUGAUGUAAGCAACGCAUCACGAACUAUGCUGAUGAACAUCGAAACUCUUCGCUACGACAAAACGCUGGGCAAAUUUUUCGAUAUACCCUUCGAUAUUUUACCCGAAAUCCGAUCAAGCUCUGAGAUUUACGGUCUAAUACGUUUGAAGGGCUUGGAGAAUGUACCGCUUUGUGGUUGUCUCGGAGACCAACAAGCUGCCCUAGUAGGCCAAGAAUGCUUAAGCCGUGGUAAAGCAAAGGCAACAUACGGGACAGGCUGUUUCCUAUUAUACAACACUGGAAAUGCUUUAAUCGAAUCAACACACGGACUCAUCACGACUGUAGCUUACCAAAUGGGACCUGACGAUGUGCCGACAUACGCUCUUGAGGGAUCUGUAGCAGUCGCCGGUGCCGCUCUUGGUUGGCUGCGGGACAACAUGGAUCUUUUGAGUAGCGCAAAGGAAUCCGAAGAGUUAGCAUUAUCUGUAGAGAAUAACGGCGAUGUGUAUUUUGUACCAGCUUUUAGUGGACUUUAUGCGCCGUAUUGGAAUCAAGAAGCCCGAGGAGUGAUUUGUGGUAUUGCUGAAGAUACGCAGCGCGGUCAUAUAGUUCGCGCUAGUCUCGAGGCGGUCUGCUUUCAGGUGCGAGAUAUCCUGGACGCUAUGAACAAGGAUUGUGGGUUUCCUCUCGUUAAGCUCAAGGUAGACGGCGGAAUGACUGUGAAUUCUCUUUUGAUGCAGUGGCAAGCUGACCUGAUUGGAUUGGAAGUGCAGAAACCAGUCGUGGUUGAAACAACAGCGUUGGGUGCUGCUAUGGCCGCGGGACGGGCUGUUGGUUGCUGGGAUAUCGAGAACGUUAGCGUUGAGAGUAAUUGUACUUCGUUCAAACCGCAGAUUUCGGAGGACGAGCGAGAUAUGCGAUACAACAAAUGGAAGAUGGCCGUUGAACGUUCGUUUGGUUGGGAAGGAAAUGCUUUAGGUUGAAUCGUUCAAAGCGCAUUAUGGAAAAGUUUUCGUUUUACUUAGAAAAAGAGUUUUACUUUUUUUCUCAAAUAACACAUUUUAUUGACUUUCCAUAUUUGUAAAUAAGAAGAAAAACGAAUGGAGGAUAAAUAAGGAGGAUUUUAGUUGUUAUCGCAGUUCUGUGUACGGUAGUAUUAUGGGGAAAAGAAAUAUAUGGUUAAAUCGCGUAAAACGUCUUAAUUGUCUGUUCAAAAUAAAGAUAAUAAAAUGAUUACAUUAUUUCAACAA